AUGGACUCAACUGCAAUGGACAUCAGUCAAGACCUCGUGCAGGUCUUGAAGGUCCCUCGCGUAGCUGCUAUCGUGACAUUUCUUCUUGGAUGGGGAGUAUACACGCUCUACCGCUACAUCACCCAUCCUCUCUACAAAAUCCCUGGUCCUCGCCUCGCAGCAUGGUCCAACCUCCCCUACAGCCGUAUGUUUCUCAGCGGCCGCCAACCCUACGCCAUUUUAGCCCUGCACGAAAAGUAUGGUCCAGUAGUCCGCGUCGCACCCAACGAAAUCUCCUUCUCAUCCCCAUCAUCAUGGGAAGACAUAUACGGUUUCCGCCCCGGUCACAAGACCUUCAAGAAAAGUCCUUUUUACAGCGGAGGUAGUUUUGCUGAUCGUGCUCACUCUAUUGUUAGCGAACGAGAUCCUACGGAGCAUGGGACUAUGAGGAAGUAUCUCAGUCAUGCGUUUAGUGAUCAUAGUUUGACGAAGCAGGAACAUCUUGUUGCUGAGAAUGUUGAUUUGCUUAUUUCGCAGCUUGGUGCGCUGGGGGGUGGGGAUGAAGGGCUUAAUAUUGUGAAGUGGUUUAAUUUGACGACUUUUGACAUUAUUGGUAGUCUGGCAUUUGGAGAGUCUUUCGGUGGUCUCAAGUCACAGGAAUUCCAUUUCUGGAUUGACCUCGUCACCAAGGCACUCAGACAAGGCGCGCUCGCAGAUACAAUGAGCAGGUUUCCCUGGAUGGCGCAGGUCUUUAUGUGGCUGAUGCCAGGAACGAUACGGAAGCUUACUGAGGAUACCAAGAUCCAUGAGGAUCACACCAUGGCCUUGAUAGAAAAGAGGAUCAACAACCAAGACCCUCGCCCAGACUUCUUGACUCGCAUCUUGGAGCAGGAGCAGAACAUCUCGACAGUACAGCUAGCAGCUCAUGCUUCAGACUUUGUUACAGCAGGUUCUGAAACCACUGCUACCGCACUAAGCUGUAUCACAUACUAUCUCCUCAAAACACCACAUGCUUGCACCAAACUGCAGAACGAAGUUCGCUCAGCAUUCACAAAGUACGAAGAUAUCAAUUCUCAAGCUGCGAAUAGACUGCAGUACAUGCGCGCUGUCUGCCUGGAAGGCAUGAGGAUGUAUGCUCCACUUCCGUUUGCUCUGCCUAGGGUUGUGCCUGAAGGCGGUGAUACUGUAGAUGGAAUUCAACUUCCCGCUGGUACAAUUGUAUCCACCAACCCCGUUGCUGCGGGCUUAUAUUCACGAAACUGGGAAGACCCGUAUUCAUUCAAGCCAGAGCGCUGGCUCGGGGCGAAUGAGAAAGAUAUACUCGCUGCUUCACAGCCAUUCUCUCUUGGUCCCCGUGGCUGCUUGGGUCGAAAUCUCGCGUGGAUGGAACUGGGCACAAUUCUGGCAAAGCUGCACUGGAGUUAUGAUCUGGAACUUGUUAGCAAGGAGCUCGACUGGCAGCUCGACUCUCGCAUGGCAACUCUGUGGGUUAAACCCGAGCUGAUGGUUAAGGUUCAUCCACGAAAGGUGUCGGAAUAG
This is a messenger RNA of Fusarium redolens, 1518 nucleotides long. Its product is annotated as cytochrome P450. Lineage: Eukaryota; Fungi; Ascomycota; Sordariomycetes; Hypocreales; Nectriaceae. The transcript is spliced from 7 exons. The coding region runs from base 1 to 1518 and encodes 505 amino acids. Gene Ontology annotation, molecular function: iron ion binding; oxidoreductase activity, acting on paired donors, with incorporation or reduction of molecular oxygen; monooxygenase activity. The record is from RefSeq and is a predicted model, not a curated record.